Molecule: messenger RNA, 828 nt
Organism: Cercopithifilaria johnstoni
Lineage: Eukaryota; Metazoa; Nematoda; Chromadorea; Rhabditida; Onchocercidae
Source: the annotation of a GenBank genome assembly
AUGUCAUUAAAUCCAUUUGACGACAGUUAUAUAGAUCCGAGUGUUUACAAAGAACCGGUAAAAAGUUACACAACGGUGAAUUCUAACAAUGGUGACGGCAGCAUCGAAGAUGAUGUUAAUUUCUAUGAACGAGAACUGGAGCGUUAUAUGCAAGAAUCAUUAGAUAGUACAGAGCGAUCGAAGAAAAAUUUGGAACAAAGUGAACAAAUUGGUAUCGCAACUGCACAGGAUUUACUAAUUCAAAGAGACAAGUUGGAACACACGGAAAAGAAUCUUGAUGAUAUCGACAGAACAACGAAAAUGACUCAGCGUAAUUUGAAUAGUUUAAAGUCCGUCUUCGGUGGUUUCUUUAAAAAUAAAUUUUCCCGUGUACCAAAAGAGGAGCAACUUAUGAUUCCAUCAAAACCGGAUUCAGUUCUUGGAAACACUGUGGAUAAAUUAAGUAGUGUUUCCAAAGCAGGUUCAAGUUAUGCCGAAGGCGCCGUGUCUGUAUCAGGACCAACAUUAAGUGAAAGUUCACGGGCAGUAAUCAAAGGAUCGCGUUGGGAGGCCAUGGAUAGUGAAAUUGACUCUAAUCUUGAUUCAAUGAGUUCUCAACUGGCUCGAUUACGUAUGCUUGGUGAGGCUCUUGGCGAGGAAGUUAGUUCGCAGAAUGAAAUGUUAGAUAGAAUUCAAGUCAAAGCAGAACGCACCAAUAUACGUGUCAAGGACCAAGAUAAGCAGAUGAAAAAAUUGCUUGGUUCAGCAGACAAAGACGAAGUGCAAACUUCGCUGCCAUCUGUUAGCAAGAAAAGAGUUGUGUAUAGUGCGGUCAAAAGUGUUUUCUAA